Molecule: messenger RNA, 2138 nt
Organism: Dendrobium catenatum
Lineage: Eukaryota; Viridiplantae; Streptophyta; Magnoliopsida; Asparagales; Orchidaceae
Product: fructokinase-like 1, chloroplastic
Exons: 2
Coding region: 203-1687 (494 amino acids)
Biological process (GO): plastid transcription; chloroplast organization
Cellular component (GO): chloroplast nucleoid
Molecular function (GO): kinase activity
Source: RefSeq, a predicted model, not a curated record
CAACACUGAACUCUUCUGCUCUACAGAAAUACAGGAAAUAAAGAAGCUCAUGAGUCAUGGCCCAAAUUUCCCGUGAUCUUCUUGCUCGAGCGCAGUCGCCAGCGCGCGUUAUCGCCUUACUACCGAGAGAAGUAGGGGCAGUGAUAGUUUCGAAAGGGAAGGGUAGUGAAGAACAAUCGAAAGAGUUGCAGUAGACAAGGUCAUGGUUUCACUCCUCAACGCUCGAUAUCUGACUCCACCAUUGUUGUCGAGCUCACCCAUUCCUUCCAAUACCCCACAAUGGAACCCUCUUUUCUUCUCUGUUUUAUCCUUCAGCCAAAAAGCUCCCAGAGCCACCACCAAUGGCGGAAACGGAGCUCCCGAACCCCCAAAGCGUGCUAAAAAAACUCGUAAGAAGGCUUCGUCGUCAGCAUCCGUGAAGAAAAAGCGCGCUUCCAUGGAAAAGGAUUCAACUUUGGAAGAAUCCAAAGUCGCUGAUGCCCAAACUGAAGCAAAAGCGACGGGGGCUGAGGAGGAGGAAGAGGCUUUCGACGAUGAAAUAGACUUCCCUUACGAGUCUCCGCCUCUGGUUUGCUGUUUCGGUGCGGCGCAGAGGGAGUUUGUGCCGACCGUUAGGGUAUCCGAGCGGCGAAUGCAUCCGGACCAAUACUCGUCGUGGAAGGGCUUGCAAUGGAAUCCGCCGGAGUUCGUAAGGGCUCCUGGCGGAUCGCCGUCGAAUGUCGCCAUCUCCCACGUUCGACUGGGCGGUCGCGCAGCCUUCAUGGGGAAAGUUGGGGAUGAUGAUUUCGGAAACGAUCUCGUCUACAAGAUGAACAUGGAGAAAGUCCAGACUCGAGCAGUGAAGAUCGAUCCAGCUGUCAGUACUGCGUCUUCGUAUAUGCGGAUAGGGUUCCGAGAUGAUGGCAAACGCAGGAGGAUGGUGGCGGAUACAGUAAAGGCUUGUGCAGAGGAUUCCUUCUUGAGUUCUGAGAUUGACGUUGCUGUCCUAAAAGAGGCUAGGAUACUUCAUUUCAAUUCACAGGUUCUUUUAUCUCCUACAAUGCAACCUGCUCUGUUUAGAGCGAUUAAAUGGUCGAAGAAGUUCGAUAGCAGAAUAUUCUUUGAUCUAAACCUGCCACUUCCCCUUUGGAAUUCUCGCGAUGAGACCAAGGAACUGAUCAAGAGAGCAUGGGACGAGUCUGAUCUUAUUGAAGUAUCAAGGCAGGAAUUAGAAUUUCUCUUGGAUGAAGAGUACUAUGAGAAGAAGAAAAACUACAGGCCCCAAUACUAUUCAGAGUCAUAUGAGCAGACCAGAAAGAUUCGUGAUUAUUACCAUUACACUCCUGAGGAGAUUGCUCCCAUUUGGCAUGACAGAAUAAAGAUCUUAUUUGUCACUGAUGGAACACUUCGUAUCCAUUACUAUACUCCAAAGUUCAAUGGGGCAGUUGUUGGGACGGAGGAUGUGCUCAUUACUCCUUUCACCUGCGACCGCACUGGCUCUGGUGAUGCUGUUGUUGCUGCAGUUAUGAGAAAGCUCACAAUACAUCCAGAGAUGUACGAGGAUCAGGACAUUUUGGAACGGCAACUCAGAUUUGCUGUUGCUGCAGGUAUCAUUUCACAGUGGACUAUUGGAGCCGUUAGAGGCUUUCCAACUGAAAGUGCUACACAAAAUCUGAAAGAGCAGGUGUAUGUGCCUUCGAUGUGGUAGACAACUAUGAAAUGUGAAUCCAGGAUUCCAGAUGCAGUUGAAGUUUAGCAAACUGUGGCUUUGUUUGGGACGGUUUUUUUAUUCCUUCUUAAAGUUAUUUUUUAGUAUAAAAAUUAAAAUUUUUUACUAGAAAGCUGUUUUAAAAAACAAUAAGAAAACCGUUCCAAACAAAACUUAUGUCUUGUUUCUUAUAGGUCUUACUUGCCAGAGACCUUGAAAUGCUUUAUGGACAUGAAGGGCUGGCUACUGAUUUUUCCCUGGAAGAAGGACUAAUGUAGGACUAACUAUGCAACGGAUUGAAUCUUCAUAUACGGCUCACUCUUUGCAAAUUCUGGGCUUUGGAUGUUUGUAAUCACCAUGUUAUUCACUACUGUAUUCUGAGGUAGGUACUUGUGCGCACCAUUUUAAUGAAAGUUGGUAAAAAGCUUUCCAUUAACUAUAUUUGUUUCCU